Molecule: messenger RNA, 403 nt
Organism: Melanotaenia boesemani (Boeseman's rainbowfish)
Lineage: Eukaryota; Metazoa; Chordata; Actinopteri; Atheriniformes; Melanotaeniidae
Product: acyl-CoA-binding protein-like
Exons: 4
Coding region: 105-365 (86 amino acids)
Biological process (GO): fatty acid metabolic process
Molecular function (GO): fatty-acyl-CoA binding
Source: RefSeq, a predicted model, not a curated record
CAGGAAGUAAGUGAGGAAACUCCCACUUUGGUUUCCUCAGACAUGAUUGCUGGACAGGUUUGGCAAGUACUAACUCACGACGGUUGAACCCAGCAGCUGCAGUCAUGGAUGAGUCCUUUAAGAAAGCAGCCGAGGAGGUGACAGUACUGAAGCAGAAACCGGAUAACAGAGAACUGAGUGCACUGUACGGUUUAUACAAGCAAGCCACUGUUGGUGACGUUACCGCAGAACGUCCAGGAAUGUUGGAUUUCACAGGAAAAGCUAAAUGGGAUGCCUGGAAUGAAAGAAAAGGUUUGUCCAGCGAAGAAGCAAAGGGAGCUUACAUUGAUUUGGUGGAGAAGCUGAAAGGAAAAUAUGGAAUCUAGACUGUCACUGAAAUAAAGCAUUCUCUUUUUUUAAUCCA